CAUGGGAUAAUUUAAUUUUCCUAAUGCAACUUUAACAACUUUAUUGAACAUUUGGAUGACAGAUACGCAUCCUGACUCGAGGCUGUAGAAAUAAAAUCUGACCUGUUCUCUUAUAAACGACUUGUUUAUCGUGGGAAAAGCACCGAAGAGUAACUUUAAAAGAAAGUACUAGCAGUCCUUACUAAAGCUCCAAGACAAACCGCAAGAAUUCAAAGCAGCUUUUGGAGUUUCAUCUGAAUCACUGGAUACCAGACGAGCAUGAGCAACUGUUUCGUUUAUUACCUUACCGGUAAAUACUAAAAAUCUUGGGAAGCAUGAUGGAAAGGAACUGAAAAUCUGUGUUUAUACAUUCCCACAUUAUUAUUCAGAUAUUCAGUUAGGCCUAUAAUGGGUGAUUGCAUUAGUCUUUUCAUCUUAACGGGCGCAAAAAUUGUAUUUCACCUGUCAUUUACCUGAAGAUAUCUCAAGUAAUGUUUUUGCGCACUCUGGGAACUUUGCGCAAUCUUCUUUAGAAUAGAAUACAUGAGUGCAUAAAUUACAUUUUAGGCAGUGCUUAAGGAGGUAAAAGUUCGAAUCUGACAGCAGAGCUGCUCAUUCACCUGGCGAACACACACCGCGAGCAGCGCAACCUACGCACUUUGGGUUUGUCCCAUUGCAAGAGCGGACCGCUCAGUGUUUCCGAGGCCAUCCAGAGGUUCUGGUGUUAAAGAGGAGCGCACCCGACCCUCUAAUCCGGUCAAUCAAUCAUGUGGUUCAUCAAUCUGACUUUGCUCAUUCUCAAACUGUCCGUGUCUGCGGAGGGAUUCUCGACGUGCCAUUCCUACAACUUGGACGACCACAAAUCCAAAAGGAUCGAGGCAGUGCGCGGACAGAUUUUGAGCAAGCUGCGCAUCCGGAGCCCACCGGAUCCCGAGGCUAGUCCGUCGCCGGAGUCGGUGCCGGUGGAGGUGAUGUUACUUUACAACAGCACGAAGGAGCUGCUCAAAGAACGCGCGCGCCAGGCCGAAGCCGCGUGCGACCGAGAGAGCAGCGAAGAGGACUAUUACGCAAAAGAGGUGCAACGGGUGAAUAUGAUGCCGCAGCGCACAGAUUUGAACUCAAUCAACCUGGUUCCUCAGAGCCCGUUCUUCAGGGUUGUGGGUUUCGACGUCACCAAUGUGGAACGAAAUUCUAGUACUUUAGUCAAAGCAGAAUUUCGCAUCUUUAGAGCGCCAAACCCACAAGCGCGCACCACAGAGCAGCGUGUGGAAAUAUACCAGAUUCUUAAACCUGAUGAUGUGACGGCUCCAUCUCAGAGGUACAUUGACUCUAGAACAGUCGAUCCUCGAGCAAAAGGGGCAUGGCUGUCUGUUGACGUCACAGAGACUGUGAAGGAAUGGAUGGCGUUCAGAGAGAGAAAUCUAGGGUUGAAGAUCAGUGUUCACUGUCCCUGCUGCACAUUUGUCCCCUCCACAAACAAUAUUGUUCCUAACAAGAGUGAAGAGCUGCAGGCCAGAUUUGCAGGGAUUGAUGAUGACCUCAUAAAGCAGAACAGAAGACCAGGCGCUAUUAAAGGACAGAUUGAAUUUAGCACUAAAACUCCCCACUUGAUACUAACCCUGUUGCCCACCGACCGCAUGGACAACCCCACCAAGAAAAACCGCAAGAAGAGAUCUGCCGCAGAAACAUCUAUAUGCUCACGGACUGACCAGGGCUGCUGUCUGAGGUCUCUGUAUAUUGACUUCCGUCGGGACUUGAACUGGAAGUGGAUCCACGAACCAAAGGGCUACAAAGCAAAUUUCUGUGCAGGGAAUUGUCCCUACCUCUGGAGCGCAGACAACCACUACAACAUGAUUCUUCCUCUGUAUAAUAAGAUGAACCCAGAGGCCUCUGCAUCUCCAUGUUGUGUUCCACAGGAUCUGGAGCCCCUCACCAUUGUUUAUUACCUAGGCCGAACCCCUCGUGUGGAACAGCUCUCCAACAUGGUGGUCAGAUCCUGCAAGUGCCGUUGAUGCAGAAGACAUAGAUAUCCCUAAUGGAGGAUAGAAAACAGGUGGAUGAGACAUACAACAAACAUCUUAAUGAAUGCUACAUUGUAACAAACUUCUGAGGAUGACAAGGAGGAAGAGCAUUUAAUCAUUCCUUUAAACAGAUCAAGUAAUAAAUUCAGGUGCCACGACCAGCAUAAUAGUCCCCUGCGUUGUUCAUAGUUUAUUAAUCAUAAGCUUUCUGACAGUUAUAACUCCUCGCAUUCUCAGUAUCGCAGCAGUGAUGCACAGAAAAUACGCCAGCAAUCUGUACGAAGUUUAUUGCAGAUAGGUUUAUAUUUUUGGAAUUUGCAAAUGUAAAUAGUUUUGGUGAUGUUUAUAUGUGAUUAUUUACUGAAUACAAUAAAUUUUGAAUAUGUAAUAUUUUUGGUGGUUUUUAUAUUUGUUUUCAUCACAUUUAUAGACCUCUCUCAAAGUAGAUUAUUGGCUGUGGAUUUAAAUGUUCAGUCUGGACAGUUUAUCCGUGUCAUCGCCCAGCAAGUGGCCUUUGCUCAAGGUUUCCUUUUUUUCUUCAAACGAUAACUGUGUGGUCUACUCUCGCUGAAAAUGCAGAUUUGACUAGUGGACUCACCAGUUAGAUCCGGUUCGAGGUUAGAAAAUCUCCGGCGUAAACAGGAUGUGAACAAUUUCCAGACACCGACCACUCAUGGAAUGCCAAAUUUAAACGCUUGGGGUUCAGGGUUUGUGGUGACAUGGCAGAAAGAACAGUGGGCCAAUGAAAAAGAGAGACACACACAGCCAAAAUCAUACCUCUUUCACUAUAAACGCCUGCAGGAUUUUUAAAAUGCAUUCAGCGCUUUGAUUUGUAUAAUGUGGCAGUACCCUCCACACCCUAUAAUGCUGAGCAAUGUCAUUUUGUCUG
Molecule: messenger RNA, 2889 nt
Organism: Myxocyprinus asiaticus (Chinese sucker)
Lineage: Eukaryota; Metazoa; Chordata; Actinopteri; Cypriniformes; Catostomidae
Product: transforming growth factor beta-2 proprotein-like
Exons: 7
Coding region: 747-1991 (414 amino acids)
Biological process (GO): SMAD protein signal transduction; transforming growth factor beta receptor signaling pathway; regulation of cell population proliferation
Cellular component (GO): extracellular region
Molecular function (GO): cytokine activity; type III transforming growth factor beta receptor binding; growth factor activity
Source: RefSeq, a predicted model, not a curated record